GUACCGGAAGUGGUGUCGUGACGCACUUUUCCGGCGUGUUUAGCACAUUCUGGAAAAUUAUUGUUAAAACCCCCAGCGUCCAGAACAACCAUUGAACAUUUCAGUGUCUUGCGUUAGACUGUUUCAUUAACAAGAACGACAACGAUUUAACUACCAAAGAGACUGAUCGCAACUUUGUCAGUACAUACAGACUAUCACAAUGGUGAAGGAGACCAAGUAUUAUGAUUUGCUAGGUGUCAAGCCCGAUGCCUCAGAUGCGGAGCUGAAGAAGGCCUACAGAAAAUUAGCACUUAAAUAUCAUCCUGAUAAAAAUCCAAAUGAGGGAGAGAAGUUCAAGCAAAUUUCUCAAGCCUAUGAGGUGUUGGCAGAUCCAAAGAAACGAGAAAUUUAUGACAAAGGUGGUGAGGAGGGCAUUAAGACAGGAGGAGCAGGUGAAUUCCACAACCCUAUGGACAUAUUUGACAUGUUGUUUGGUGGGGGAGGAAGAAGACGAGGCCCUAACAAAGGAAAAGAUGUUGUACAUCAGCUGUCCGUCAGUCUAGAAGAUCUUUAUAAUGGAGCCACAAGGAAGUUAGCAUUACAGAAGAAUGUUAUUUGUAAUAAAUGUGAAGGUCGAGGUGGCAAGAAAGGAGCUGUAGAACAAUGUACAACAUGUAAAGGAACAGGCAUGCAAGUGCAUGUGCAGAGAUUAGGCAUAGGAAUGGUACAGCAGAUACAGACUGUUUGCCAGAACUGCAGGGGACAGGGAGAGAAGAUUAAUGCUAAAGAUCUGUGUAAACAGUGCUCGGGGAAGAAAGUGGUUAGGGAAAGGAAAAUUCUGGAGGUUCAUAUAGACAAAGGUAUGAAAGAUGGGCAGCAAGUACGCUUUACUGGAGAGGGAGACCAGGAGCCCGGACUGGAACCUGGGGACAUUAUUAUUAUACUGGAGCAAAAAGACCAUCCAAAAUUUAAAAGGCAAAGCCAUGACUUGAUAAUGAACAUGGAUUUAGAACUGGUGGAGGCUUUAUGUGGUUUCAAGAAAUCAAUAGAGACUUUGGAUAAGAGGAUACUUGUCAUUAGUUCUUUGCCAGGUGAAGUAGUGAAACCUGGGGACUUGAAAUGCAUACCGAACGAAGGCAUGCCCGCACAUAGAAAUCCAUUUGAAAAGGGACUUUUGAUAAUAAAAUUCGAUGUUAAAUUCCCAAAGCCAGGCAUCAUUCCUCAUGAGAAACUUCAGAAGGUGGAACAUCUUCUGCCUCCUCGAGAGGAGGUGAUAAUACCAGACCAUGCUGAGGAGUGUGAUUUGGUUGAGUUUGAUCCACAUCUGCAUGGUAGUGCCCACCACAGUAGAGGAGAGGCUUAUGAUUCUGAUGAUGAAGACGCACAUCAUGGACAUGGACCAGGAGUACAGUGUGCUAGUCAUUGAUGAGAUGUUGAAUUUCCAGCUAUGAGUAAUAAUAUUAAUAUGAAUAUGAAAGUGUGUGGUGGCAUGACAAAGUAAGUUUUUAACCUGAAUAAAAGCAUGCACUGUACCUAACAGGGAAAUUUAACACACCAGUAUGUAAGUUUAUUGUAUAACCAAAGCAAGAAAAGAUCACAGUGAGUGCAGAUGUACACAGGUGAAAGUCGUAUUGGAUUAGUAGUUGUUCAUUAUAUUCAGUAAAAGGUCAUCUUGGUCUAGUUUUUCCAGUGACUUCAAUAUCUGUUCUUGUACACUUUAUCAACAAUAAUUCUUCAAAGAAUAAUUUUAUUGUGUGUGUCUUUCAACAUUUUAAUUAAGUUCAUUAGUCAGGACUGUGAAAUCUAACUGAAAAUUCAAGCUUUUGGUAGUAUGAAUAAUUAGUUGCUCUACCUUUUAAAGUUGCAAACUGUUUAGGGUUGUCCUAGUUGCAAUACAAAACUUGCAUCAGAUUCUCAUAUACCACUGCAUUGCUGUUAGGGUUAUUAAUUAUGGAAAGAAAGUACAAGAGGUCUAUUUUGAAUUUCAGUCAUGUUUUUACUCAUUCAGUAAGUUGUAUAUUGACAAAGAUUUCACAUAUAUAUAUAUAUAUAUAU
Messenger RNA from Lingula anatina, 2034 nucleotides. Its product is annotated as dnaJ homolog subfamily A member 1. The record is from RefSeq and is a predicted model, not a curated record. NCBI's taxonomy places the organism in Eukaryota, Metazoa, Brachiopoda, Lingulata, Lingulida, Lingulidae. Gene Ontology annotation, biological process: protein folding; response to heat. Gene Ontology annotation, molecular function: Hsp70 protein binding; ATP binding.